Molecule: messenger RNA, 1109 nt
Organism: Bolinopsis microptera
Lineage: Eukaryota; Metazoa; Ctenophora; Tentaculata; Lobata; Bolinopsidae
Product: cyclic AMP receptor-like protein A
Exons: 1
Coding region: 10-1077 (355 amino acids)
Biological process (GO): adenylate cyclase-activating G protein-coupled receptor signaling pathway
Cellular component (GO): plasma membrane
Molecular function (GO): G protein-coupled receptor activity
Source: RefSeq, a predicted model, not a curated record
GUUAAUGACAUGAAAGGAACUGAAGCUCCAAACAAUUGGCUCAUUGCUUGUGAAAAAGAAGGAGUAAAUCAAGCUCACAGCAGCGAUCCAAAAUGCAGAGCAAUUUUUUAUGCCAGAACAACUUCAGCUGCCCUCUCAGCACUGGGAUGUUUCUUAGUGCUAUUUAUCAUAAUAGUGUAUAAAAAAUACACUCGGUUUACCCAAAGGCUGAUAAUGUAUCUGUUACUUCCUACAUUUGUUAUCUCUGCCGCUUCAGUGUACCCAAAUAUAGAUGAUAUCAGUAUUCCCUGUGAAGUUGCUGCAUUCUUCAUGAAUUGGGGCACACUCUCUCAGAGGCUCAUCAUUCUUUGCAUUGUAGUUCAUUUGCUGGUCUUCACAUUUAAUCAGACUAGGCCCAAGUGCUUGGAGCUCCUAUUUCACGUUGUAACCUGGGGAUUGUCAUUUUGCUUCAGCAUCAUACCUAUUCCUGGUCAUCAUUAUGGUUCUGCGGGAGUAUGGUGCUGGAUUAAAGGUGUAACACACUACGAAGAUGAGCUAAGGUUAGGUUGCUUCUACAUCUGGGUUUGGUGUUGUGUUUCAAUUGAAAUUGUUUGUUUUACCAUUGUUGUAGUUCGUGUUAGGAGGCUGCUCAGACGUUUUCAAGGAAUGUCCUCGUCCAAUCCAGAAGUAGAAGAAACAAAGAGGCGCUUCAAGAAGUACAUUUAUCCACUGAUGCUCUACCCGCUAGUGAAUUUUAUUCUAGCUAUCCCGGUCACUGCAAAUCGCAUACAAAACUGGGUCAAUGAAGGACACCCUGUAUUUGGGCUGUUCUUGUGCCACUCAAUUGUUUUCCCCCUGUGGGGCUUCUGCAAUGCAAUGUUGUACUUCAUGAACAAAGAAACCCUCCUGCAACUGCAUCCCUGCAAUGUCUGGGAAGGUAUUAUCUCUUGGAGAAGAAGCUCGUCCCAAAAACGUCAAAUAUCUAGUGCUUCAAAUGAUCAGGCCCCUGACAUUGACUUUGCCUAUGCUGGUGGUGCUGUAACCAAUCCUUCUGCUCUGCAUUCUGCGACAAUGGACUCUGAGAGUGACAUGGAAUGAGGGGAAUUCCUAGCCCUAUAGUAAGUUCCGGC